Messenger RNA from Diaporthe amygdali, 1290 nucleotides. RefSeq lists its product as uncharacterized. The coding region runs from base 1 to 1290 and encodes 429 amino acids. The record is from RefSeq and is a predicted model, not a curated record. The transcript has 2 exons. NCBI's taxonomy places the organism in Eukaryota, Fungi, Ascomycota, Sordariomycetes, Diaporthales, Diaporthaceae.
AUGCAACGCAAGAAUGUUGUCGACGACAGCAUGGUGUAUGUGGCCUUCAACAGCAUAUUUCAAGGUCAAGAUUCCCAGAUACGCAAGCUAUCACCCAUUAAGAAGCUCGUCCAUAAGCACCAGAAACAACCCCAAGUCGCGCAGCUGCUACAAGAGUACGGUGCGCCUGCCAUCUACGAGAAACUGCAGAGACUUCUCAGUGGUCAGGUUUUCGAGAGCACCUUGAAGGCAAAAUGCGAGUUUCCAGAGCUGUUCGAGGUCUCGCGAGCCCAAAGCGCGGAAAGGGCGAUCUCCGAGGCAGAGGCAGCCGCGGGCCACGCCAAAGCAGUCGAGGAGGCCUUAGAUUCAACUGACCGCUAUGGUCUGCCAUAUGAAAGCAACUCUAAUAAUGGAAGAACGGGUACAGAUCCACAAGCUCAGGCAUCAACCGGAUCACCAGCGGAACGGCAAUCUGCUCGCCAAAGAAUUCACGUCCCGUCCUUGUUUCCCCUUGAAUUUGACUUCACUACCUCAUACAAGAUUCUUGUCAGGACCCAAGAGGUCCUAGAACUUGCUUGCUUUCGUUUCGCAGAGAAAGCCAUGCCCGAGAUCCUUGAAAAGCGAAAGUGGCAUUGCCCUGAAUCCGCCGAACUAAACCUAUGGGCUACCGAGUUCUUAAAGCGGCUGGUGAGAUUUGAGAAGAGACCUUCUACGGCGGUCUCGCCACCGAGGCGGCUCGAGGAGCUGUUCCCGUCCAUCGCACAAAUCAGGCAUCAUACCGUUCAUCGGAUCCCGGUCACGGCCAAGGAGCUUGAGCAAUUCAUGGCCGAUGGCGAGACUCUUGUGCAGCUCUUCGAAGAUUAUGUCACCAUCGCUGUGAUGUCCAGAGCCAGGAGCGAAGUCCAUAUGGCCGCGACCGAGAUGGAGAAUAGGAAGACCAUGCUCGAGGCGAGACUAACCAAGAUCCUUCAGGACGUGGCGGACAAGCGAGCCGAGCUGGACCGCGCAGAGGCGGAAGCGAUCGCGGAUACGCAGCGAAAGGACAAGGAAAAUCAGUCGUUUGCUAAUGCUUAUCUUCAAGAGGCUAUCUGGGUAGAUGAUGGCGCCAUUGGAAAGGGGCCUUUUGCAACCCGAAGUCCCACUGCGAAUGGGAUAGAUAAUGACUUCCUCUUGGAUCAGCUCGAUAAUGCCAUGGAAUCUGAAAUAGCGCCUAAUGAAGAAGAUGCUACGAAGGCAUUGGCCCUGCCUUCGGCACUGGAUGAAAGCUUUAUCAGUAAUUCCGAUGGAGACAGUGUUGUGGAGGAAAAAUAG